GGGUUGAGCGGGAGUUACAAUCGUUUCGAAGAAGAAAACCACUUCCGGGUCGUCACAACUUCACUCAAAACUGUGUCUGCUAACUUGGUGCCGAAAUGUCUGGAGUAAAAGACAAGAAGCGAGAGAACGUCAGCGUCGCCACAGAGAUUGACCGGCUGGAGAAGAGACGGGAGCGAAUCCAGGACGACCUGGAGAAGGCAAAGUUCAAGAGCCGGAAGGAGAGGCUGACAGAGAAGGAGAGACAAAGAGCUGCAGUCGUUAAGAGGUGAGAACAGAAAGAACAUGCUGCUGUCGGUCGCACUGUUCGCCGUCAGCGCUCUGCUUUACUACACCUUUUUCUACAACGAGGUCGACACAUGACACCGCUCAGGGUCUCAGAGGGACCAUCGGGUCUGAACUGGUCCUGACAGCCUCAGUUCUGCCUCUAGAUGGCAGCGUUGCCAUAUUCGGACCUUAUGGUUCAAACCKGAGCCCACCACAGCUUCUGCCUUACUGGACUCUUGAUCAUGAUAAUAAAUCCUUAUUUUGCUUAUUGUUUGGGUUUUUUUGUUAAUUAGGAAUUUUUUUUAAAGCUGCUGGUAAGUUCUAUUCAGACUUUAAACUGACACCUAACUUAAUGCAAACUUUUUCUUUUUUUUUUACGUAAACGAGUUUCUAAUUACAACGUAGAACUGAGAUGCCUCAAAACGUCGCUGCAUGUCUGCUUUUUCAUCAGGUCUGAAAGUAAAAUGCUCGAUAUUUAAUGCAACAGUUUUCUUUUUAAAGUUGUUUUUCUUUUCUUUUUUUUCCUGAAACAAGAAAAUGUCAUUCCAAGAAAACUCACAGAUGUCUUCUGAUACAAGCAUGAAAAGAUGAGUUUGAUUAUUUUUGAUUUUAAUAAAUAAAUGAACUAUUUGUUGA
Austrofundulus limnaeus is the source of this 900-nucleotide messenger RNA. RefSeq names its product coiled-coil domain containing 167 (gene ccdc167). The record is from RefSeq and is a predicted model, not a curated record. Lineage: Eukaryota; Metazoa; Chordata; Actinopteri; Cyprinodontiformes; Rivulidae.